Molecule: messenger RNA, 1356 nt
Organism: Colletes gigas
Lineage: Eukaryota; Metazoa; Arthropoda; Insecta; Hymenoptera; Colletidae
Exons: 3
Coding region: 853-1356 (167 amino acids)
Source: RefSeq, a predicted model, not a curated record
CGCAGUCUCUGGAUCCUCGAAUGCAACCCGGAAGGAUGCCGCCGUGCAAGCAGGAGGCGAUAAAACACGCGGACGCGCUCGUCUUCGAGAAAAUGCAAACGAGAAUGAAGCUUCUCGAGGACAGCAAUACGGCUACGCAGUCGCGCAAUCAAAACCUUAUAGCCGAGAACAAAGCCCUAUCGUCCCGGUGAGUAUUUGCGCGAACAAUGGACAACCUUAAUCGAUAUUCCCUUCGCUGAUCCCUCGAAUACGUGCACGGAUCUGUACACGAUGGAAAAGAUGAUUGAGACAAGAAGAAUAUGCCUUUGUCCCUCGCCCGCGUCAUCAGCGACACGUUUUUCUCGCGAAUACAAAUUUUAACUGCGCACCCUGUUACAAUAUUUGUUACACAUAUCAAUAAUCCCAAUUUAUGUGAUUGUAAGUCUGGAGAUGGAACAGAGCGAAGUGAAAAGGCUCGAGAAUAAGAUGGCAUCACUGCGAGAGGAGCUGAAUGACGAGAAGUCGAAGCUGACGGAGAUGAUAAAAGCAGCGGAGGAAGUCGGUGCAUAAACGUUCACGCGCGAUCAACUCGUAUUAAAAAUGAAGUCUUCCUUCUAUUUCAGAGAAAAAUCAUGCCGACGAUGAGGGACAGCGGAACGUCGACGGCCAACGUUCUUUCUAGAUUCGAUCGAGGGGUGCAAGUAUGGGCAGUGUGCAUGGGAUGUCAGAAAAAGUUGGAUGGUUGUGAGAAAAAUCCACCCACUGUCACCAUUACCAAGUGAAUGUUCCAUUCCUUCUUUAAUCCGCUAAUCUUUUAACGAGAGAAAUUUUCUGUAUCGUAAUAGAUCGGAACUGGAAGAGCUGGAGAAGGACAUGCGGACCCUUCGAGACACCAUAAUCGCUAGAGAGGAGGCGUGGGACAAGGCGGUGGAACGCGAGCAAAAUUAUAGGCAACAAUUAUUACGAUUGACCACAGAAACUAUCACGGCUCGCCAUCUAUCCGAGACGCGUCACGAAGAGCUUGAAAAUGCAUCGAAAACGCUCACGGAAAAGGAAUCGGAAUUGAAGUCGCUUCAAAAGGACAAUCUAUACUUGACCAAGCUAAUAGCAAAAUUAUACAACAAUCAUCAAAGCCGCAGAGGACAAGAGGAAUGUCGAAGAAACAACUUAGCGGGAGAUAUAAAUGAGAAGGAACAAAAGUUUAUCGAGGAAGUCGUCCAGCGAGUAUCGACUGGUAAAAGCAAGCAGAAACCGAAGUCGAGGUCUGCCUAUUCGGACAGAACCCCCAAUCUCGGCACUUAUCAGGCCAGUCCUCGUGAUAAAAGUUCGAGAACAACGAAGGAGCAAACGGGAUCUUUCAGAGAACCGAAACGUUAA